Molecule: messenger RNA, 735 nt
Organism: Lutzomyia longipalpis
Lineage: Eukaryota; Metazoa; Arthropoda; Insecta; Diptera; Psychodidae
Product: isopentenyl-diphosphate Delta-isomerase 1-like
Exons: 4
Coding region: 1-735 (244 amino acids)
Biological process (GO): isopentenyl diphosphate biosynthetic process; isoprenoid biosynthetic process
Cellular component (GO): cytoplasm
Molecular function (GO): isopentenyl-diphosphate delta-isomerase activity
Source: RefSeq, a predicted model, not a curated record
AUGACCAAAAGAGUUAAUCAGGUGAAUCAAGUUAAUGCUGUAUGCAAUGAACGCCGGAUGCAGGAGCUAGCUCUCUUGGAUGAAAAUUGUAUUCUUGUGGAUAUCAAUGAUAAAGUGAUUGGAUCAGCCAGUAAGGCAGAUUGCCACCGUGUGGAUGAGAAUGGACACGUUAAGCUGCACAGGAGUUUUAGUGUGUAUUUGUUCAAUACGAAUGGCGAUAUGUUAAUCCAACGCAGAUCUAAGCAUAAGAUAACAUACCCUAAUUUGUUUACAAACACGUGCUGUUCUCACCCUUUGUACGACAUCGAGGGGGAAAGGGAAGAAAAAGAUGUAUUGGGAGUUCGAAGAGCAGCUCGUAGGAAAUUAAAUCAAGAACUGGGAAUCCCGAUGGAUCAAAUUCAACUUGCCGAUUUGACCUAUUUAAUGCGGAUGCACUAUCAUGAUUCUGGAAAUGGUGAUUGGGGCGAACAUGAGAUAAUACAUAUGCUUAUUCUUCAGAAAGAUUUUGAUCUUAAUCCAAAUCCAUCGGAAAUUGCUGAAGUUCGCUACAUAAAGCGCGAAAAUUUUCAGAGAGAUAUUUUAGCAUUGCCUGUUCCCUUGACCCCUUGGUUUCAUCUUAUUUUCAAGAAUCAACUAAAGUUUUGGUGGGACAAUUUGGAUAAUCUGGAAAAGUUCAAGGAUCCUCAUACAAUUCAUCAUUUAGCAGAUCAUACUAAAUUAAAAAUGAAAAACUAA